Molecule: messenger RNA, 747 nt
Organism: Brettanomyces nanus
Lineage: Eukaryota; Fungi; Ascomycota; Pichiomycetes; Pichiales; Pichiaceae
Exons: 2
Coding region: 1-747 (248 amino acids)
Biological process (GO): ceramide catabolic process; ceramide biosynthetic process
Cellular component (GO): endoplasmic reticulum membrane
Source: RefSeq, a predicted model, not a curated record
AUGACCGAGAUGGUCAAUUCGUUGACGAACAUAGCAUUUGAGCUAUUGGCUCUUCAUCAUCUUUACUCAGCCAUCAUGAAUAAGCAUAGUCGGGUAUACAUUUACACCUGCAUUGGUUUUGCGGUUGUUGGUCUUGGAUCGUUCGUCUUCCAUAUGAGUCUCCUUUACAAAUAUCAAUUGAUGGACGAGUUGCCGAUGAUAUAUGUUACUGCCAUUCCAUUAGGAUACUUAUUGGGUUAUGACAAGUCUUUUUUCAUCAAAAAAUUGUGCCAUAUCGGCACGGUUGCUGUUACCCUUCUUUUCACCUACAUAUACGUUUAUAUUUGGAGAAAUCCUGUUUUCCAUGAGGCGUUUUAUGCACUUGUCAAUCUUGGUCUCAUACUCAAGUCGUUAGACGCGAUUCAUAGUCUAAUUACUGACAAUAAAGUGAGGAAGCUUGAGUACAAGCUCAUAGGCUUAGCAUUGGGUUUUUUUGCCCUUGGUUUUCUAAUCUGGAAUAUCGACAACCUGUUCUGUUCCCCUAUCACUCUCUUCCGAAGGAAUGUUCUUGGUUUGCCUCUAGGCUUCUUGACUGAAGGUCACGGUUGGUGGCACAUUUUCACGGGAAUGGGUAUCUAUUACUUCAUACUAUACAAUGAAAUACUCUCCACAUGGAUUCGCGGUGCCGAAAAGGAGUAUAAGUUAAUAUGGUACGGUCCAUUUGCCGAGCUAAGAUUGAAAGCCAGACCCGACAUUAAAACCGACUGA